Melospiza georgiana is the source of this 1482-nucleotide messenger RNA. RefSeq names its product leucine rich repeats and guanylate kinase domain containing (gene LRGUK). The transcript has 14 exons. NCBI's taxonomy places the organism in Eukaryota, Metazoa, Chordata, Aves, Passeriformes, Passerellidae. Gene Ontology annotation, molecular function: protein binding; GMP kinase activity. The record is from RefSeq and is a predicted model, not a curated record. Bases 1 to 1482 code for a protein of 493 amino acids. Gene Ontology annotation, cellular component: cytosol.
AUGGCGGGCGGCGAGGAGAACGGCACAGAAAGCAGCCCCGGGGAGCCGCCUCCCCAUCCUGAGGAGCCGCCGCAGGCGCUCGCUGAGGAGUUACUCCAGGAGAAGCCCCGGCCCGGCGCCCCUCACGGCGAGGAUGAGCCGGAGGAGGAAGGCGAGGAGGAAGAGUCGGAGCGCUCAGAGGGUCACUUGCAGGAGGUGUUGGAUGAAGACAUGGCCGCUGAGGGGCUCCACACCUUCGGCCGCUCCGCCCCCGGCACUGAGUACGUUUAUCUUCACCUGUCACUGCCAGGUCGUGGGCUGAGUGACAUCAGCAUUCUCUCCGGAUACAUUCACCUGCAGAAAAUGGAGCUUUCCUCCAAUAAAAUUAAUGAUCUUUCCUGUGUCAGUCACAUGCCUUAUUUAGUAGAGCUGAAUGCUUCCAAUAAUGAACUGACCACUUAUUUCAACUUUAAAGCCCCUAAAAACCUCAGGGAAGUAGAUUUUUCACACAAUCAAAUCCCAAAAAUGAAAGAUUUAUCAGAAUACCAUUCACUUACCAAGCUGCUGCUGGAUUACAAUGAGAUUGAGGAGAUCCGAGGGCUGGAGCAGUGUCACAGCCUGACCCAGCUGGGGCUGUCACACAACAGGCUGGCUGCCAUCAGGGGCCUGCACAACCUGCCCAUCAGGGUCCUCAACCUGAGCUUUAACCAGAUUGAGAAGGUGGAUGGGCUGAAGAGCUUGAAAAACCUACAGCGUCUGAAUCUGUCCAACAACAAAAUAAACAGCCUGCAAGGCUUGGAGGAGCACGACCUGCUGGAGGUGAUCAACCUGGAGGACAACCAGGUGGCUGAGCUGAGCGAGCUCAAAUGGAUUGAGGAUCUGCCUCUCCUGAGGGAUUUAAAUCUCCUAAAAAACCCUCUGCAGGAAAAGGGCAGUUAUUGGCUCUCAGCGAUUUUCAUGCUGCUCCAAGUCACAGAUCUGGAUCUCAAAAAGGUCACAGUGGAAGAAAAGGUGGCUGCUGUGAAUAAAGAGGCUCCUCCUCCCGACGUCGUGGCCGCUGAGGACCACCGGACUCAGCUUUUGUACCACUCCCUGCAGCCCCAGAGCGUCCUCAACAGCACUUUGCCCACUUUUGAGGAUCCCUACCCCUUGCUGGUGCUGCUGGGCCCUGUGGCCGGGGGCAGGAGGCAACUCGCCCUCAAAAUCUGCAGACAAUUCAAAACUUUCUUCAGAUUUGGGCCCUGCCACACCACCAGGAAAGCUUAUUUCGGAGAAGAAAACAGGCUGGAUUAUCAUUUCAUUUCUCAAGAAGAAUUUGACAAAAUGGUGAAAGCAGGCAGAUUCCUGGCCACCUACAAAUACAGCGGGCACAGCUACGGGCUGGCACGGGGCACGCUGGAGUCCAUCGCCAGGGAGGGGCUGGCCACGUGUGUGCACAUGGAAAUCGAGUUUCUGGUCUGUUUUUUCAGCAUCAGCAGCACGUUCACCUUUGUGUUGGUGUGA